Molecule: messenger RNA, 4029 nt
Organism: Scleropages formosus (Asian bonytongue)
Lineage: Eukaryota; Metazoa; Chordata; Actinopteri; Osteoglossiformes; Osteoglossidae
Gene: dbn1
Product: drebrin 1
Exons: 15
Coding region: 93-1952 (619 amino acids)
Biological process (GO): positive regulation of axon extension; postsynaptic actin cytoskeleton organization; positive regulation of dendritic spine morphogenesis
Cellular component (GO): dendrite; site of polarized growth; cortical actin cytoskeleton
Molecular function (GO): actin filament binding
Source: RefSeq, a predicted model, not a curated record
UUCGGCGCUCAGUCCCGGGCACGAGUGCGCGCGCCUCUCCACAGCCUCCUCAUCAUUACUCCCGGUCUGGAUGCUGGCAGAGACACAGCGCCAUGGCUGUGAACCUCAGCAAGAACAGGCUGUCUCUCCUCACAGCCUACCAGGACGUCAUCAGCGAGACAUCGGACACCGACUGGGCCUUAUACACAUAUGAAGGUGACAGCAAUGAUCUGACGCUGGCAGCAUCUGGAGAGGGUGGCCUGCAGGAGGUCUCGGCCACUUUCGACAGCAGCUGCAUCAUGUACGGCUUCUGUAGCCUGAAGGAACCCACUGCCACGCUGCCGCGCUACGUCCUCAUCAACUGGGUUGGUGAGGACGUCCCAGAUGCCAGGAAGUGCGCGUGUGCCAGCCACGUGGCCACCAUCGCAGAGUUCUUCCAGGUCAGUGCCACCAAGGGUGUGAGCGUCAUAAUCAACGCCAGCAGCGUGGACGACAUCGAUCCCGCAGCCAUCGGACAGAGGCUGACCAAUGGAACGGCCCCAGUGGCGAGCCCCGUGCUCAGUCGGCUGCGAACAAGGGAUGAGGAGCAGGCGGAGAACGUGGGCACCAGAUACCAGAAGACAAAUGCCGAGAUCGAAAUGAAGAAAAUCAACAGAGAGGAGUUCUGGGAGCAGGCCAAGCGCGAAGAAGAGAUGCGCAAGGAGGAGGAGCGCAAGAAGGCAGCCGAGGAGCGGGCGCGGUUCGAGGAGGAGCGCAUGGAGCUGGAGCGCAAGGAGCAGGAGGAGCGCGAGAGGCGGUACCGCGAGCGGGAACGGCAGAUCGAGGAGCACAGGAAGAAGAUGCAAGAGGAAGAGGAGGCCAGAGAGAGAUCCAGACAGCAGACCCUUACCACAGAGCCCAGUUACGAGGAUAGCGCUCAAGACAAGAGAGAGUCGGAAGUGGAGGAGGCGGCAGCCAUCAUCGCUCAACGCACCGACAACCCGCGGGAGUUCUUCAGACAGAAGGAGAAGGCCAUUUCCAGCGGACUCGAAAGCUCGCCCAUCUCCACCCACAGGACCGGCCGCUUGGACAGUCCAUUCUUGAAGCAGCAGCCUGUCGAGCCGAUCCCGCCCCCCACGCGCACCCUGCCGGUGUCGCCUGGUCCACCUCACUUCUGGUCACAGCCAGGGCCACCUGAUGACCUGACCGAAGGGAGCUCGGAGCGCAGAGCGGACACCCUCGGCCCCUCCACCAUCCCCACCAUUGUGACCACGCCCAUCCAGGAGGAGGACGACUAUCCCAAUGAGUGGGACCCCGAACCUGAGCCCGAGCAGCACGCCCCGAUUCAGGAGUCAACCCCCGCCAAGCCAACCCAAAGCGUGGCCCCCCAGGCUAGAGACAUGCCCUCCUCCCCAUCCCCGCCCGUCGCCGAGGCCCGCGAUCUCUCGCACUUUGACGCGCAGCCCGACGCCCCGCCCCAGCAGGAGACGGACAGCCUGCUAGACCUAUGGGAGUCAUCGGGCCCUGCCCCCGCCACUGCCCCCUCCCAGGCCACCCAAUUGAUGGACCUGAUGGGGGACCCCGUGGAGGCUUGCCCUGCGGACGUGAGCCCCGCCCUCCCGCAGCCCCUCCUCUGCUUCGACGAGCUGCCCGAGCCCCCCAGCUCCUUCUGUCAGGAGGACCCAUCCUGCAGAGUGGACCUGGCUGGACCUCAUGAGAUGACCCUCAGCUACCAGCACGCCCUGCUGCAGGCCUCCGGCUCGGACAGCCAGGAGCUGGAUGAUGGCCAGCUGCUCAUGACCAACGGAGAUGCUCUGCUCAAAGAGGGCACCCAGGCGAGCGAGGGCUACUUCAGCCAAUCGCAGGAGGAGGAGUUCGGCCAAUCAGAAGAGUGUUCGGCGAAGGUGACUCCGACGCCGGUGUUUUAUAACAAACCUCCAGAGAUUGACAUCACAUGCUGGGACACGGAUCCCGUACUGGAGGACGACGACUAACGGCGCGGCCGAGCGGAAGAGGGAGGUAGAAGAGACUCGUGUCGAAGAAACUAACUGUUUAAUAAUUAAUUAGUCUUGCAUUUAAACAAAGAAAAACAAAAUGUCAAAUGUUCAGAAAAGGAAGUGAACCGCUGAAAGGAGUUGGGUUAUUGUUAAAGAUGCAAAUGAGCUUGCGGGCUCCUCGAGAUGCCUCUCCGUAGUUUCCUCACGGGGAAGUCGGCAGGGGCUGUCGCUCAGCGGGCCGGUUGGCACCUCUUAGCCGGUGGAGCUUCCUGUCCCGCAGCGGGCCAGAACUCUGGACUCUCCUUUUUCACCGGUUCGGAGCAGAUCCCCUCGUGCGGCGUACACACCUGAAGGGUGAAGUGGCUUCUUUCGCACCCUAAAGACCCCAUUUCCCCUCCAUGGGAAAAAGCUGCCGCUAUUCCUUGUGCUGGAGGAAGAUCUGCGUGACGCUCCGCUGUUUGAUCACGAUUUUUCCAUAGCAUUCAGCCCGGGGUUCUAAAGGCCGAGCGCCUUUCUUCCGGCUCAGGAACUCAAGGGAGGGGGGAGAGGGGGCACGGCCUUCGGAGGAAGCGACGACUCUGCCGGUGCACGGAGACCCCGAGGUUUCACAAUCGUGGACCGUACGACACCCGGGAAGAACGGAGGGGAAGACGAGUUCGGCACCGCGUUGCUUCUCUAUUACGUGUGCAGUGAAACAUUGUAUCCUAGAUAUUGUGGCGUUGUAUCAGCGGCAGUAUCGCUAGUCGCCUAGUCGGGAUGUUCGGAGGAUACGUGCGCUUUUCCUGCAAUACUAUUCCAUGUGCGUUCCAGUGCGUAGAGUUUCGAGUAGAGAAGCCGCGUUCACGAUUCGCGAUUCGGCUUUCAUUCCUGUAGCUCUGUCUCGUCUCGAAGACCCGGACGGCGAGGGUUCGACUCGGGCGCCGCCACAUGAGUUUGGUUGGCUUUGGCUUGCGUUCACGUGUGGCUGGGCAUCGGUGGCACACUCGAGCAUUUACUGGAGCGGAUCCUGGGAAGAAAAGAAAGCAGGGCUUCCAGAAAGGCGCUACUUUUUCGCACAGAGCCCGUCUUCUUGCGAUCACGGAGCGACUCCCGCUAAAACUAAUAAAAGUAUCGUGUCGGACUGCAGUGUUAACGCUGCUGUCCUUUUCCGGUAUUACAGGCCAUAUUUUGACUCUUUCCGAGAGGUGACAUAGCAGUUAAUUUACCACGUUUUUCCCCAUCUGCAUCUGCUCUCAUAGUUUUACCUUCGCGCCAAUUUCUGUUCAAUGUCAACACAGGUGAAAAAGAUAAAAACCACUUGGCAGAAACUGUUAAGACUGCGGAAACUCAAGACUUUGUGUGUGAAAUGUGGGGAAAAAGAACAAGUCAAAAAAAAAAAAGAUGGACACGGACUCGUCGUCGAAAACGCAAAUGCGCCUUGCAGGUUUGCCAUCUUCCCAGACUGGUCGCGGCCCGCGAGAAGACGCGAACCUGGCGCAGCGCCUCGAGCGAGAGCCUGAAUGCAGAUGGGCCUUAGCAAGCAAUCAAUAGCAAGCAAUAAGACUAACCUAUGUAGUAUAGCAGUGUAAAUAACCGUGAUUCUAGGAAAACUAAUUAAGCGCUCAUAAUUAAUGCUGGUGUUAUUUAUAAUCGUAUCCUGGAAUUAUACAACCAGAGGUGUGCUGUCAGACUGAGUGAGAUAUUUUUUGAACUUUUUCAAGUGCAGAGAUUUUUUUUGGGAAUUAGUGACUUUCUGUGAUUUUCCUUUUUUUCGCCACGGAGUCCAGGGCCACGCCGUUCGAGUCGACCUGCAUCUUUAACAAUAACCCUCAGCCCACUUGUCUCCACCCUGAAACUCCACAGUAGUGUCUAUUACGCUCUGUCCCCGUCUCACUGCUAGGAGGCUCCCACCUGUCCCGUCCCACCUGUCCCACAGCGAGCCUUUCCAUAUCUUCCUUUCUUUUUUUUUUUUUCUAUCUCCUACCUUGGUUUCCGUCCGCUUCUCACCAGCUCCCUUUUUUGAAACAAGCACAAGACUUUUUUUGUGACAUGCUCUGUACUCAUGUAUGUUAAUAAAGACUUUAAAAAAAAAAAA